AUGAAAAACAUCGCGAUUUGUUACAGCGAACACGCUGUAAAAGUCUCCGAUUCAUAUUGCUCGGGAGCUUCGAAUCAGUCGCCGCCAAUACCAAAUGAAAUCACGAGUGUUUACCGAGUCGAGUUCGCGACAAAAAAGCAUCUACUAAUCAAGCUAACGUGGCGCAAUCAGCUGAAGUCAAACCACUUAUUCUCGGUCAACAUUUUCGAAAACGAAGACGACUUGUUUUCCGGCUCGGCUAAAUUCAGCAAGGGCUUCGGAGCCCCUCGCGGCUCGAAAUUGUACGAACUUAACAACGGGUCGAAAAUCGAGGUCAUGUGGGAUUUAUCCCGGGCCGAGUACGAAUCUGGGCCCGAACCAAUCAAGGGCUUUUACGUCAUAAUCCUAAUCGACUCCCAACCGAGCUUAAUUCUCGGUGAAGUUGAAGGAGAGCCCGAGGCCCGAAAUUGCGGUUCGAAUUGUCGGGCCUCGCCUGAAUUCUGGCUUGUCUCGCGUGGGGAGUAUUUCUCGGGGGAGGGACUUUACUCGGCUAGGGUGAGAUUUUGUGAGACGGGGAUUUAUCACGAUAUUUUGGUGAAGUUUUGUGGGGAGGAUCGGGUGCUUUCGGUGUCCGUGGACCGGAAGAGCGUGGUGGAGGUAAAGAGGCUGAGGUGGAAUUUUCGGGGAAAUGCGACGGUUUUCUUGGACGGGGUGUUGGUGGACUUGUUGUGGGACGUUCAUGAUUGGCUGUUCGAGUUUGGGCCGAAAGGGAAAAAUUACGGUGCGGUUUUCGUGUUCAGGAGGAGGAGUGGUUCGGACAGCAGGCUGUGGCUGGAGGAUAAUUAUAUUUAA
This is a messenger RNA of Striga asiatica, 831 nucleotides long. NCBI's taxonomy places the organism in Eukaryota, Viridiplantae, Streptophyta, Magnoliopsida, Lamiales, Orobanchaceae. The record is from the annotation of a GenBank genome assembly.